AUGACCAAGCACGAAGAGAUUAAGACGAUGAAACUUUACCAUCAUUUAGACCGGAUUGAGCAUCGGCUAAAAGAAUUGGGCUAUACUAAUAAGGAUACCCGUGUCGAUCCAGAACAGCUGGGAACGCUCGACUCGCUACAUUUUUUCGGUGAUGAACCCAUCUGCCACAUUGUCGAUCUGUUAGGUGCAUGUCCUAGCGAGAAAAAAGUGCUAGAUAUUGGCACGGGCUUUGGUGGUACAGCUCGAUUGUUGGCUCAUCGCAGUGGCUGCAAGGUGGAUGCUCUAGAGCUACAGCCUGAUCUUAGUGACGCAGGUCGAAAGCUCACCCGACGUUGUGGAUUAGACAACCAAGUGACACACUUGGAUGGCGACUUUUUGGAGCUAUCGGUACGGCACAACGAGUACGACGCUGUGGUAGGACUCUUGUGCUUCCUGCACAUUGGCAAUUGGCGUCAUCUUUUUCAACGCUGUUUUGACAGUCUCAAACCUGGUGGUGUACUAUACGCGGACGACUUUUUCCUCCGUGGUGACAAGUUGUCGGAUGAGGAUCAACUCACGCUCAAGCAAGAUGUGUACUGCACUGACCUGCUGCGUCAAGAUCAAAUAUUGACUGUGUUAAGGACUUGCGGCUUUAAGGAGCCUGAGUUUCACGAUGCGACGACCAAAUGGCAGCCAUACGUGUCGGAUCGUGCAGAGCAAUAUCACGCUGCACUCGAGACACAUAUUGCCCGCGACGGUAAGGCAGCAGCUUGUGGUCUUGAUCACUUUUACACGCGGGUGGCACAGCUUUUUCGAGAUGGAAACGUUGGAGGCUACACGCUAAUCGUACGUAAGCCGCUUUAA
Messenger RNA from Peronospora belbahrii, 843 nucleotides. The record is from the annotation of a GenBank genome assembly. NCBI's taxonomy places the organism in Eukaryota, Oomycota, Peronosporomycetes, Peronosporales, Peronosporaceae.